This is a messenger RNA of Mya arenaria, 780 nucleotides long. RefSeq lists its product as uncharacterized. The transcript is spliced from 2 exons. NCBI's taxonomy places the organism in Eukaryota, Metazoa, Mollusca, Bivalvia, Myida, Myidae. The record is from RefSeq and is a predicted model, not a curated record. The coding region runs from base 101 to 715 and encodes 204 amino acids.
UGUAACCGACACAACAACUGCUGUUGGAUCGACGACAAGUACAUCUCCAUAUCCUUCAUCUAGUACAACUACUACGGCAGGGCCUACUACCGCCACUGAUAUGACAUCAACGAGCUCUACUAUAACAAGUGCUUCAUCAACAUCAACAUCAACAGCUUCACCCGCUACUACAGUAACUACAGUUUUGACCACAACUACUCCAACAACAUCAGAUACGACAACACCAGAUCCGACAACGAGUGUGUCUAGUACAUCAACUUCCGCCACAACCAGCACUACAGGAACAGGAAGUUCGACAACGGCGCAAACAACGACUACAACAUCAAUUACUAGUUCCACUCCGCCAGCAGUAACCACAACUAGUGUGGCACCCACAACCACUCCGAGAAAUCUCUGUUAUUGUGCAUGUAAUGAAACGUUUCAACAAUUGAAUAUAACAACAGAGGAGUUGAAGGAGAAAAUAGAAGAACUACAGAAAAAGUUGUCUGUUAAUGUGUCAGAAUUGUCGUCAACAAUUAGGAAGUUGACCAGCGCAAAAGACAGCAGACCAUCCGCCGUAAGCAUCGGGGUUUUAGGCAUAAGCGUCCUUGCUGUGAUGUUCGGAUCCAUUUUGUUUAUUGACUCUUCUAUGUUGUUUCGAGACCUUAAAGCACUCUAUAGUAACAUCAAAAAUGGAUUGUUUUCAAAGCGUCAAACAUCUCCACAAACAGAGUAAACUUUAUGUUUUAUUUUGUUUUAUACUGCUUAUCAUUUUCAGGCAAUAUAAAUAAUUAUGUCAAA